AUGGCGCUUAAUUUUAUGGGAAGGAAAUUAAGGAACCACACAAUCGCCCCGGCAACAAAACAACGUGCCUGGGAGACCACCAACUUAUCCAAAUUCCCAGACGACUCUCCUGGUUUGACCAGAGCGACUCAGACUCGUCCCACGGUGACGGUUCUAGAGGAGUUGCCAGGUAGCGUUCCGGACCUGAGGGAGGAUGUAAAGAGAUGUCAGCCAUGCACAAUCCACAACACACGCCUGGACCCAGAUACAGACACAGGUAAAAUCCGAGUGUUCUGUCGGAUAAGGCCUUUGAAUCGGGCAGAGGGAAUGAAAGGGAGUAACUUUAUCGUUUCUUGCUUGGAUGAUUACUCUGUCGUUUUGGAAACUCCAAGGGGGCAGAGGGAGUUUCAGUUUGACAGGAUUUUUAACGCCGAGAGUACUCAGGAGGAGGUGUUUCAGGACUCCAGUAGGUUAAUCCAAUCAGCGAUUGAUGGCUACAAUGUCUGCAUCUUCGCCUAUGGCCAAACAGGCUCAGGAAAAACAUUCACCAUGGUAGGCGACAAAGAGCGAAAGAACCCAGGAAUCAUACCCAGAACUUUCACCAAGAUUUUUGACAUCAUACAGGAGAAUCAAUCCAAAUUUGAGUUCAAGGUUUCAGCCUACAUGUUGGAGCUGUAUAAUGACAGGCUACAGGACCUCUUUGUGAGCCCAGCCGAAGCGUUCGGCAAAAAGAUCGAAAUUAAGAAGGACAAAAAGGGCCUUGUGUUUGCUCAGGGAGCCGAGACCAAAGAGGCAGCCAGCGCAGGAGAGCUUUUCGCGCUUUUCGAACAGGGCUGUGCCAACCGACAUAUCGCAGCCACAAAAAUGAACAUGGAGAGUUCUCGCUCUCACCUGAUCGUUGGGAUCAUGGUAGAGAGCAGGAAUCUGACCAAUGGAAGUGUGAGUUUUGGGAAAAUCAGUUUGGUCGACCUAGCAGGGAGUGAACGGGCCGCAAGAACAGGAGCCAAAGAUGACCAGCUUAAGGAGGCAAACUCCAUUAAUAAGUCUCUGAGCGCUCUGGGUGAUGUCAUUUCCGCCUUGUCGACGGAGCAGCCCCACGUCCCAUAUCGAAACAAUAAACUGACUCAGGCCAUGCAGGACUCACUGGGGGGCAACGCUAAGACACUCAUGUUCGUCAACAUCUCCCCUGCUGCCUGCAACAUGGAGGAGACCCUCACCUCACUCAUAUAUGCCACUCGGGUAAAGGCAAUAACGAACAAUGCCCAGAGAAACAUGGACAACAGAGAGAUAGCCCAGCUCAAAGAGGUUAUUCUGAAGCUAAGAACCGGACAGCCUGUUGAAGAGGAAGAUGUAUAA
Chanos chanos (milkfish) is the source of this 1335-nucleotide messenger RNA. RefSeq names its product kinesin family-like (gene kifl). NCBI's taxonomy places the organism in Eukaryota, Metazoa, Chordata, Actinopteri, Gonorynchiformes, Chanidae. Gene Ontology annotation, molecular function: microtubule motor activity; microtubule binding; ATP binding. Gene Ontology annotation, biological process: microtubule-based movement. The coding region runs from base 1 to 1335 and encodes 444 amino acids. The transcript has 9 exons. The record is from RefSeq and is a predicted model, not a curated record.